AUGGGGAAAACAACGAAAGUAGUUGUUUGUGGAAUGAAAGGUGUUGGAAAAACUGCGCUGUUGGAACAACUUAUAUACGGAAAUGUCAAUUUCAAAACAGAAAUUCAUCCUACAAUCGAGGAUAUUUAUGUUGCAAAUAUAGAAACGGAUCGUGGUACAAAGGAAAAAGUGCGAUUUUAUGAUACUGCAGGGCUGGAAUCUCUUCAGAAUAAUGCAAAUAAUCAGCAGUUACCGCGACAUUAUCUCGGUUUCGCUGAUGGAUACAUUUUAGUUUAUGAUACUGCAAAACCUGAAUCCUUAGAUGUACUAUUUCCAUUAAAAAAAGACAUUGACAGGAAUAAAGAUAAGAAAGAAAUAAUUGUGAUUGUUGUUGGGAAUCGAACUAAUGCUGAAGAAGAAUCUCAUAGCUUGGAGAAUAUAGCAAGUAGAGCUGCAAAUUGGUGUACUAGAGAGAAACUGAAACAUUAUGAAGUAAAUGUUAUGGAUAGAACAAGUUUGUUUGAAGCAUUUGUUAAUUUAUCAUCUAGAUUAAAUCCUCCUACUAAUAAGAGUACAUUCCCGCAGUUAAAACUGCUUAAUUUUUGCAGAACAAAAGGAAAAUUACCUAAAUCAUGAUGUAAGAAAUGAUGAUAGUUAUGAUUUCUUUUCAUUAAGUACAUAUAUGUCCCAACUUUCGGCGCACCAUGAUGUAAGUAAUAAUGUGUCAAAUCGUAAAAAACAUAGCCUAUGAAACAAUUUUUUCUAUAUUUAAUAUAUUUUUAACAUUCAUAAUAGAAUUAUUAA
Molecule: messenger RNA, 783 nt
Organism: Heterotrigona itama
Lineage: Eukaryota; Metazoa; Arthropoda; Insecta; Hymenoptera; Apidae
Source: the annotation of a GenBank genome assembly